UCAUUUCUUCUGCUGUCAGCGAUGGCUUCUGCUGAUCUGAGAGAUGAGCUGGACUGUUCCAUCUGUCUGAGCACUUAUACAGAUCCUGUAAACCUGAGAUGUGGACACAACUUCUGCCGGGUCUGUAUUGUUUGUGCAUUGGAUACACAGGACGGAUCUGGAGGUUAUUCCUGUCCGGAGCGCAGAGCAGUUUUUCAGCAUCGGCCUGUACUGCACAGGAACAUAACACUGCGUAACAUAGCGGAGACUUUCCGAUCUACUCAUCCAGAUCAGGAGAGGAAGGUAACUGGGAUCUUCUGUACUUACUGUAUUCACUCUCCUGUACCUGCUGUUAAGUCUUGUCUGCAUUGUGAAGCUUCUCUGUGUGAUGAUCACCUGAGAGUCCACAGCAAGGCACCAGAACACGUCUUAACUGAACCCACCACUUCCAUGGAGAAGAGAAAAUGCUCCGUCCAUAGAGAACUACUUAAAUAUUACUGCACUGCAGAUGCUGCCUGUAUCUGUGUGUCCUGCAGUUUGGCUGGAGAACACCAGGGACACAAGGUGGAGACUCUGGAUGAGGCCUCUGAGAAGAAGAAACCGAAAUUUAGAAAUUAUCUUCAGAAACUGAUCACGGAGAGAGAGGAGACUGAGAAAAGAGUCCAGAGUCUGCAGGAACGCAGGAGAAAAGUACAAGAAAAAUCAGCCGGUGUAACAGAGAGAGUCACUGCCCUGUUCAGAGACCUCAGGAGACAUCCGGAAGACCUGGAGAAGAGAGUCCUGAGGGAGAUCUCCAGGCAGGAAGAGCGGCUCUCACAUCCAUUGUCUGACCUGAUCCAGAAGCUGGAAAUAAAGAAGGCCGAGCUGUCCAGGAAGAUGGAUCACAUUGAGGAGAUGUGUAACAUGACUGACCCACUGACUGUCUUACAGGAAUCAGACACAGGGGACUUGUGUGAUACUGAGGAGGGAGAUGAUGAGGACAGGUGUGAUACUGAGGAGGGAGAUGAUGAGGACAGAGAGAGACAUGAUGAACUCCUCCAUGAUGGAGGGGAUCUGGAUGUGGCUGGAAUCUCACACACAUUACACUCGGGGUUAUCUGAUAUAAUGAAAGGGGUAAAUGUCUGCUUCAAUAUACAGGAAGCUUCAGAUAUAGUACUGGAUGUAAACACAGCUCAAAUUAACCUACAGAUCUCAGAGGACAUGAAAACUGUAUUCUGGUCAGGUACAAAGUGGAAUCGUCCAGAAACACCAGAGAGAUUUCAGAAUUAUUUUCAGGUAUUAAGCAGCGGGAGAUUUUUCUCAGGGCGACAUUACUGGGAAGUGGAUGUCAGGAAAGCAAACCUCUGGAGAGUCGGGAUGUGUUAUCCCAGUAUGGACAGGAGAGGAGACCAGUCAGGAAUUGGACAUAAUAAGAAGUCAUGGGCCUUGUGCAAGUCUAACAAUGAGUGUAUAGUAAUACAUGACAGAAAUCAAAUCCGGCUAUCUGACAAUAUCUCCAGUAACAGAGUCAGGAUCUAUCUGGAUUAUGAGGCCGGACAGCUGUCCUUCUAUGAUCUGUGUGACCCGAUCCGACACUUACACACCUUCACCACCACCUUCACUGAGCUCCUUCAUGCUGGAUUAUGGGUUGGGGUCGGUGGACGUAUAAAGAUAUCUGGGAGGAAACGGGAGAUGUGA
This is a messenger RNA of Nanorana parkeri, 1656 nucleotides long. Its product is annotated as E3 ubiquitin-protein ligase TRIM39-like. NCBI's taxonomy places the organism in Eukaryota, Metazoa, Chordata, Amphibia, Anura, Dicroglossidae. The record is from RefSeq and is a predicted model, not a curated record. Bases 22 to 1656 code for a protein of 544 amino acids. The transcript has 3 exons. Gene Ontology annotation, molecular function: zinc ion binding; protein binding.